AUGCUUUAAAAAAUUGUUGCAAUCUUGCUAAUUUGUAAUCUGAUUUAUUGCAUUCCUUAAGGGUUUGUCUAUUUGUCAGAAUUUGAUCCCACUAUUUUAUAAGAUAUUAGAUACCAUGGAUUCCAUAAUUUUGUAGGUAGGCCAAUAGUUGGCUAUAACGCAUCUGAGUGUAUUCUGACAAUUGAAGCAGCUUAAAACAUUUCUCUAGCCUAAAAAGAAUUUCUUUCUUAAGGUUAUUCGAUUAAAGUUUAUGAUUGCUACAGACCUUAAAAAGCCGUUGAAGAUUUUUAUUAAUGGUCUUUGAAUUUUUCAGAUUCUUUGAUGAAAAACGAAUUCUAUCCAUUACUAAACAAAGAUUAACUAUUCCCUGAUUACAUCUCUAGAACUUCAAAUCACUGUAAAGGAUCUACUCUCGAUUUAGCUCUUGUAAAACUUCCUGCAUAACCAUCUGAGAAAUAUUAUCCAGGAAUGAAUUUAACAUCAUGCUUUGCUAAUAUCACUGAACGUUUCCAUGAUAAUAUUAUUGACUUUGGUACGGGUUUCGAUUGUAUGGAUCCUUUAUCAAAUACUGCUAACCCUAACAUAACUUCAAUUUAAGCCUUCCACAGAUAAUUUUUAAAUGACACACUUGCAAAAUACGGAUUCGUUAAUUAUGCAGGAGAGUGGUGGCAUUAUACACUCACUCCUUAGCCUUAUGAAACUUCUUUUGAUUUUAAUGUAGACCCUAUAGAUAAAAUUGAAGGAUAAACAUAUCUUUUAUGA
Molecule: messenger RNA, 762 nt
Organism: Tetrahymena thermophila SB210
Lineage: Eukaryota; Ciliophora; Oligohymenophorea; Hymenostomatida; Tetrahymenidae
Product: D-alanyl-D-alanine dipeptidase
Exons: 3
Biological process (GO): proteolysis
Molecular function (GO): dipeptidase activity; metallopeptidase activity
Source: RefSeq, a predicted model, not a curated record